AGCCCUUGGCACAGAGAUGUGGCUGCUGUCUCGAAUUUUACCUAUUUUUAGGCUGUAUUUUGUGGGAGUCAAAGUUCUUUUGUAUCAGCUGUUCAACAAGUCUUUCACUUUACCAGUUUUGCCCAAACAAAAUGGAAGGGUUGCCAUAGUGACGGGGGGUGCCCGUGGAAUGGGGUAUGAGACUGCGAGACACCUGGCAAGCCUUGGCAUGCAUGUGGUAAUAGCUGGGAACUCUGAAGAGGAAGGCCUGCAAGCUGUGAAGAAGAUUCACGAAGAAGGCGUCGAGGGGAGAGUGGAGUUCCUGUUCCUGGAUCUGUCUUCCCUGAAAUCUGUCCGGCAGUUUGUCCAAAGCUUUGAGGCCAGGGCUCUACCACUUCACAUCCUCGUCAACAAUGCUGGCAUCAUGUUGGUUCCCGAGGGUACGACUGAGGACGGCUUCGAGCUGCACUUUGGACUGAACUAUCUGGGACACUUCCUAUUGACAAACCUCCUCCUGGACAAGCUGAAGAGGUCUGGGAGGGAGGGUUCAUACUCCCGUGUCGUCACCAUGUCCUCAGCCACACACUAUGUGGGGAGACUCCAUAUGGAUGAUCUACAAGGCAGGUUGUGCUACAGUGCCCAUGGUGCCUACUCUCAGAGUAAACUGGCCCUGGUUCUGUUCACGUACUACCUGCAGGAGAAGCUGUCUUCUGGAGGGUUCCCAGUGACAUCCAACGCGGUCGACCCGGGCAUGGUGGACACCGACCUUUACAACAACCUCUGUGGUCCGGCCCAGGCCGCCAAGAAACCGGUGGCCAAAAUGCUGUUCAGGACCCCUGCUGAAGGUGCCUCCACAGCUCUCCUGGCUGCCACGGCGUCUCAGUUGGAGGGGGUUGGUGGCUGCUACCUGUACAAUGGGCAGAAAACCAAAUCCGCUGAGAUCACGUACCAUCAGGACGUACAGGCUGAGCUGUGGAAGCGGAGCUGCGCCCUGGUCGGUCUCGGCCCAGAGGGUGACCCAGGGACCAUGACGUCGGAAAUAUGUCACAGUCAUCGGCGUGUCAGCCCCCCCGCCUCCGGCAUCAACAACAACUAAGACGAGGCCCAGUUCUCAAAUCCUCCCUUCGGGUCUGAGUGUGCACUCGCCAUCGUCCCUUGAUGGAUUCAAAAGCAAAGGACUACAACAACAAAUCCAGUGGAAACCCUUCACACCAAUGCAAUGCUUUUUAAUGUAUGCAAGGGACCGCGCUAGUGCACACUGCGAGAAUCGGGACACAACCCGCGUCUACACCAGCCAGCAUUCUACAGUCAACCUUUGGACAUCUGAUUACUUAGCGACAUCUAGCUACUGUACGCCACAAACUCAAGUUGUUGCCUCAAUAAUAGCUGUCCUCUCUUGACCUUUGAUCUGUUCUAGCGGCACCGCGUUACGCAUCAGCAACGGAAUCUGUUUCAGCAUAUCAAAUUUUCGAACAUAUCUCUGUCCUCCGCAUAGACAGUUCUGAAGAAAAAACCUCCCCCUGAAAAAGACAAACCCAUUCUAGCAUUCCCUACUGCUGUAAAGGAAUGGAUGGUUUUGGAUAUUGCAGUACAGGUUCUGCUACCACAUGUAUUUAGUGUUGAUACAGUAGCUAGCUCCCACUUCUGGAAUGGCAGUAGAUAAAAUAUUGAAGAACUUGAACACUUUAAGGACACAAGGAUCCACAGGGAGCUAGUUGUGCCUUGAUUGGUACGAAACAUUUACAAAAUGGUUUUGAAACAGUUUGGUUUGAAACGGGUUACUCUGUCCAUUAUUUUGUACAUGGACUCCCAUCGAAGACUGGAUCUGACCCAGACUAAACCAUAAAUCUGACCCUGACUAGACCGUAAACCUGACCCGGACUAAACCGUAAACCUGACCCGGACUGGACUGUAAACCUGACCCGGACUGGACUGUAAACCUGACCCGGACUGGACUGUAAACCUGACCCGGACUGGACUGUAAACCUUACCCGGACUAGACUGUAAACCUUACCCGGACUAGACUGUAAACCUGACCCGGACUAGACCGUAAACCUGACCUGGACUAGAUCACAGAUCUGACCUGGACUAGACCACAGAUCUGACCCGGACUAGACUGUAAACCUGACCCGAACUAGACUGUAAACCUGACCCGGACUAGACCACAGAUCUGACCCGGACUAGACCGCAAACCUGACCCGGACUAGACCGUAAACCUGAACCGGACUAGACCAUAAACCUGACCUGGACUAGACUACAGAUCUGACACGGACUAGACUGUAAACCUGACCCGGACUAGACCCUAAACCUGACCCGGACUAGACUGUAAACCUGACCCGGACUAGACUGUAAAUCUGACCCGGACUAGACUGUAAAUCUGACCCGGACUAGACCGUAGAUCUGACCCGGACUAGACCGUAGAUCUGACCCGGACUAGACCGUAGAUCUGACCCGGACUAGACCGUAGAUCUGACCCGGACUAGACAGAUCACUGAUCGGCAGAGAUACCUGAACCGCCUCACAGCUGUGACGAAAAUGUCCAAUGAUAAUACAUAUCAAAUAUGCUUUGGUGAAGCAACCAUUGGACAAUAACUUGGUUUAGCCUUAUUCCUGCUUCAUUUAGACGACGCCUCCAGUUUGAUGUGUUUGUGCCGUCCUUGUCCUCGUCAUCCAGGAGAGAAUCAGACAGUGUUUUAAUAGUACAGCACCCCAGGAUCUUGUGCCUCCAUUGACCUGCUGUGCCCAAAGGGGACGUUCUCUCCAGAUGUCCGUUUCACUGUGAUUGACGUGAAAUGUUGUCGUGGUAGUGAUGUUUGUGCCCUGCAGUGAUAACAAAAUGACGCUCGUCUUUGUAUUUUCCUGAUACAUAACCAGCAUCUUAAUGAUAGUCGGAUCAUGUUUUCCACAAUCAAGUGUAUGCCACUUUUUAUCUGACUAGAAGAUUCCUUGUCAUUGAUUAAGUGGUUCUCAUCAUCAGCGGUUUCUGGUCAGGAGCGUUCGAACGGGUGCUUCCUGCAAUUUGUGUGCAGGCAUGGCUGCUUGAAUUACAGACACUAGCAAUGACGCGUUUCGAAAGAGAUGAAACUGUACCUACUGGUAAUGAAGUAGGGACUGCAUUUGUAUAUCGUCAUUAUAUAUCUAUGCUUCUUCUGGUUUCUCUCUAAUCUGUUUUUUAGGUGUCUGUGUCGACGUUGUCAUGCAGGAUAUCGUUAACAUCUUUGUCUUAAGUGUUCAAGUACUGUGCGUAGGCCUAUGCAGUGAAAGAUUCAGUUGUGUACACGUCUGUGUUUGCUCACUCGGUCAAGCCAAAUACAUGCUCCAGAGUCAGACAGAGGUUAUUCAGUAGCAUUGGUCCCAAUACUGACUUGGAAUAAUAAUUAGGCCGAAGAGGAGCUUUAAUCUGCUUUUUUAUAGUAUAAUUGUGUUAUGAGCCCAGAUGAAGGCUGACGUAAGUUAAAUGUAAUA
Molecule: messenger RNA, 3444 nt
Organism: Esox lucius (northern pike)
Lineage: Eukaryota; Metazoa; Chordata; Actinopteri; Esociformes; Esocidae
Gene: dhrsx
Product: dehydrogenase/reductase (SDR family) X-linked
Exons: 7
Coding region: 17-1075 (352 amino acids)
Source: RefSeq, a predicted model, not a curated record